Patella vulgata (common limpet) is the source of this 7005-nucleotide messenger RNA. RefSeq names its product adenylate cyclase type 1. The transcript has 21 exons. The coding region runs from base 433 to 5805 and encodes 1790 amino acids. Gene Ontology annotation, cellular component: plasma membrane. Lineage: Eukaryota; Metazoa; Mollusca; Gastropoda; Patellidae. Gene Ontology annotation, biological process: adenylate cyclase-activating G protein-coupled receptor signaling pathway; cAMP biosynthetic process; intracellular signal transduction. Gene Ontology annotation, molecular function: adenylate cyclase activity. The record is from RefSeq and is a predicted model, not a curated record.
UAUCGGUAAGCUGUGAUCGCCAUUGAACGGUAGACUGGAGUCGGUUUCAAUUGUUUGACUGAAGUUACAACAGACCGGCGUAUUAAUGUAUCGAAUGGCAUGUAUUAAACAUAGAAAUAUAGACGAAUUUUACUUAACCCACGCCAUUUUAAACUUCGAGAAUUUGCCGAUGUGAAGCAUCAGACUAAUAAUAGUUCAGAGUAGUACAGAACUUCGCGAGGUUUCUGUGACGCCACGCGCUAUUUCUGUCGUCUGCUAGUUCGGGAUCAGUAGUGUGUGAGGAAGGCUGUUAUUAUGUUGGUAAUACAAGAGACUCAGCCAUAACUAAAUGGUGCUUUACACCGUGGAUAUAUACACAAAGAUUACUGUAAGCCAUGGAUGAAUCUUUUUAACGUGGGGCACAUCGUUUUGUGAGAAAGGAUAGCUGCAAAUAUGGAGAAUACACCGAUGCUAAAACAGGUUAAAAAGCCUCAGUUCUGUCGCUUUUUCAGUCGUUAUCAUUUUGAUUGCGAAGAAUUGGAAAGUUUAUAUAACCGCUAUGUUUACAAACUACAGCAAUCGUCUAUUGAAUACAUGCUUAUGUUGUUUAUAGUGCUCACACUGUGCUUAUCCAUACUGAAUUUUGUCUAUGCUGAAUAUAUUACAGUAUUGGCACUUUAUCUGACUGUCCACUGCAUCUUCUUUAUAGCAAUCUUUAUUUACAUCAACACAAAGUUUAUGAAAGAAUCUCAUUUUUCUUGGCUGUGUUAUCUUUUGCUUUUGUUUCUUAUCGGAUUUUCUGUGUUUUCUUUUCCGUCGGAUUUUGGAAUAAUAAUACCAGGAAGUCCACGAGCAGGGCACCACCCAGCCAACGGAGUUUGGGAAACGUUAUAUGUUAUUUUUAUGAUAUAUUCCCUAAUGCCUCUAAGAACACUGAUUGCAGCUGUGAUUGGAAUAGUGUUACCUGUAGCUCAUUUGGCAGUUUCGGCCUUCCUGGCCAACACCUUCCCAGCGUUGCUAUGGAGACAGUUAAUAGCGAAUGGUAUAUUAUUUCUAUGCGUUAACGUGGCUGGUAUUUUGAUUCACAAUCUAACAGAAAGAUCACAGAGAAAAACGUUCAUGGACACGAGGAAUUGUAUAGCAGCACGACUUGAGAUUGAAGAUGAGAACGAAAAAUUGGAAAAGCUUCUUUUAAGUGUUCUUCCUCAACAUGUUGCUAUGGAGAUGAAGCGAGACAUGACGACACCACACCAAGGCCCAUUUCAUAAAAUUUACAUACAGCGUCAUGAUAACGUAACGAUAUUGUUUGCUGAUAUAGUUGGUUUUACUGUGCUGGCUUCUCAGUGUACAGCUCAAGAAUUGGUACGAAUUCUGAAUGAACUGUUCGGUAGAUUUGAUCACCUAGCAAAGAAUAAUAAUUGUUUACGGAUAAAGAUUUUGGGAGAUUGUUAUUAUUGUGUUAGUGGUUUACCAGAACCCCAUUCUGAUCAUGCUAAAUGUUGUGUGGAGAUGGGACUAGACAUGAUUGAUGCAAUAGCUUCCGUCUGCGAAUCUACUGACGUUCGAUUAAAUAUGAGAGUUGGACUCCAUACCGGCGCAGUAUUGUGUGGCGUUCUUGGUCUUAAAAGAUGGCAAUAUGACGUGUGGAGUCAUGACGUCACUCUAGCUAACCAGAUGGAGGCUGGAGGCUUACCUGGCAUGGUGCACAUCACGCAAUCUACAUUGGAUCAUUUACAUGGUGAAUAUGAAGUAGAGCCUGGAAAUGGCGGUGAUAGAAAUGCUUUCUUAAAACAGCACACCAUUGAAACCUUCUUUAUUAAAGCUAAACAUCCUCGAAGGCACAGUUCACUACUAUACAGAGACUGGGCAGGACUGAGACCAAAGAAACUGUCCUUUAGAAAUGUUUCGAAUUGCGUGAUGCGGUUGAUGCAAGCUGUCAAAUUUAAUGCUGAAAUCCCUUUCUCUAAUGUCUUAACACCGUCACAAGAAGAAAAACAACCAUCUAAAUUUAGUCGACUUGCGUCGGUAACUGAUAAACUUAGAAAGCCAUUUAAAGAAAGGCAUUCUCAGUUUCCAUUGCCGACCAAUCGUGUUAAUAAAUAUCUGGCCCAGGCUAUAACGGCUAGAUAUGUCGAACAAGAGAAAUCCAACCAUGUUAAUUUUGUUACGUUGAGAUUUAAGACGCCUUUGAAGGAGCAAAGGUACCAAGCUUCUGGAGAUUUUGCCUUUAGUGGAAGUAUGAUAUGUGCCAUGGUUAUGUUAAUUUGUGUAGCCGGCAUGCAAACUGUGAUAUUACCAAGAACUUUGUUAUUAUUAAUGAUGUUUUUAGCAACUUUUACCUGGAUUUCUAUUAUCCUUAUACUUAUUCUAAGUAUAAAUAUUAAGUGUACAUUAUUUGAUAUACGGCGAUCAUCUUGUAUACGUUUGUUUGUUAUGGUUACGACGAUUUUACUCAUCUAUGCAACAGCUCAAAUUAAUGUAUUGUGCUGUAGAGAUGGCAAUUUCUUCAACUUUCUGGCGAAUGUAACAUUUACGACAUCUUCUAGCGAUCAUCAUUUAUCAUGUGAUUUUCCACCUUAUAUUUAUAUGAGUUGUCUAAUGGGUUUUGUUACGGUCUCUGUGUUUUUAAAACUCUCAGCUUUAGUUAAGUUAUUUCUAAUGCUGAUGAUGGCCGGUGGUUAUGUUGUUCAGAUGGUCUAUACACAUGAUCUCCUGUUUUUGAAGUUCGAUGUAAAAACCAGUCCUAUAGUGCCUAGUAAUGUGAUUGGUAUUGUUGUACUCAUAAUAUUUAUGAUAACGUUGUAUAUACAAGGACGACAACAAGAAUGGACAUCAAGACUAGACUUCUUGUGGAAAGUUCAGGCUACAGAAGAAAAAAUCGAAAUGACAGAGUUACAAGUAAAUAAUCGGAAUAUAUUGUGUAACAUGUUACCCUCACAUGUUGCCUGUCAUUUUGUUGAUAAGCAACGCGUCAACUUCAUGGACCUAUAUAGUCAACAAUACAGCAAAGUCGGUGUCUUCUUUUCAUCGAUUCCAAAUUUCUCAGAUUUUUAUACUGAACUAGAUGCCAACAACCAGGGAAUGGAAUGUUUAAGAGUUUUAAAUGAGAUCAUAGCGGAUUUUGACGAGUUAUUAAAUGCACCGAGAUUUCGUGCUAUUGAUAAGAUAAAGACUAUAGGUAGUACAUAUAUGGCUUCUAUUGGUUUGAUGCCUGAAUACAUAAUACAGGAUAAUGAUACGUCUGUCACCCAUUCUCUCGCUCUGUUGGUGGAAUUUGCGUUUGCAAUGAAAGAUAAAUUGAGAAUUAUUAAUGAAAAUUCUUAUAACAACUUUGUAAUGAAAAUAGGCAUGAAUAUUGGACCAAUCGUAGCUGGUGUUAUAGGAGCACGGAAACCACAGUAUGACAUUUGGGGUAAUACUGUUAAUGUGGCAAGUCGUAUGGAGAGUACUGGUAAACCAGACCAUAUACAGGUAACAGAGGAGGUUUAUGCUGCACUAAAAGAUAUGUACGAUUUUAAAUGUAGAGGGCGUAUUACCGUUAAGGGAAAGGGAGAAAUGAUCACUUACUUUCUAGUGGGCAGAAAAUCCGGUCAGAUCUUCCAGGACAAUCCUUCACCUUUGACCCCUGAUAGUCCCCGUUUCCCGCGGCCCCCCUCGCGAGACGGAACAGCCAUUGUCCGUCAAGGUAGUGGUAGCAACUUAAGAGAAAUACCUCGUCACGGAUCACUUGGUUCCCAAGGACGAGUGACUCCAAAUAUGGUAGCACUGUGUUUAGAGAGGCAGCCUAGUUUGGAUUCUCAAAGAGGAAGCGGGGCUACACCUACAAGCAGUUUAAAUAAGAAACGUAAAAAUGGCGGCACUGAUAGUCCGAAGGAUGCAGGACGGAAGCCACAGAGAAAACUCAGUAAUUCUUCUCUUACAAAUUGUAUUGCUGGCGAACCCACCUCAACGCGGGUAGAGUCUCCUGAACUACCAGCUGUCCAUUACAUGAAUGUGAAAAUGCAGAACAACCGCAAUCCAGCGAUCCAGAACUUUCUGUUCGAUGGAUUAAAAUGCAUCGACGCCAAAAAGUCCGAAAGUCCGGAGAUGAAGCCACCAGUGUCCAAGAUGACAAAGAGCAACAGUGUUCCUGGUACUCGGAUACAGGUAGCUACUGUUCAACCCGUUCACCGAGUUCCUCCAGAAGCUACAAAACCACCUACCGCUAGUAACCCUCUGCAAUACGCCCGACCGACACCUCUUGUAUAUGCUGGAAUUGUCCAACCCAUGAAACAUCCUCUGAAACCACCACCAAUGGAAGUCUCAGAAGAUGAGGACUACAAAUCACAAAUCAAUGCUCAAUCCCAUAAGGAAAUCCCAGUGAUAGAAUACCAUCAAAUGUCGGACAUGAUGAAAGAACUUGGCCAAAUAGUUAAUCCUGCAAAUCCAAACAAACCACUUUUAAAAUCAAAACAUAGGCCAAAAUCGCAGGCAAAACAACCGGAGGAGAAGUUUGUGAUUGGCACGUACCGAGAACCCUUGGAGAAGUCGCCUUCCCAUACACCGUCACAAAGAAGCAGCGGAUCCUCAGACAAAAUUGAAUUAUCGCCCGUGAAACAAGCCUUCAAAGCACCAGGGGAAAUCAGGAGAAGUUCAUCCGGUUCAAAAGAGAGUGGUUCUUCCGGAUCGACUUUAACGCCUACCUCAGGACUUGUGGCAAGCAUCGACGGGAAAACGAUGUCAUUGCUCCCCUUCUUGGAAGGCAAUCAGAUUUCUGCGACUGGUGUAGUUCGCGAUGGUGAAACGAGUGUUAUGGCUAAAUAUAUACCCCCUGCUCGAUUUACACCUAGCAUAGCUACCAAAAAGUCACCAGUUACAUCCCCGGAUGGAAGUAAAAAAGAUUUUGUGCCCACUAAUUCAGAUAGUGAUAAAGACUCGGUUAGUUCCAAGCCAAUGAGUGAUCAUUCCUCUAUUGUUCACCUGCAACCAAUACAUUUAAAGAACUCAAAAUCCGCUAAUAUUCGCAACCUCAAUCACCCGGAUGUCAAAUACGUUGAACUGGACUACAAACCCUUAGGUGGUGUUACACUUAACAGUUUAGACAGACAUUUUUCACGCUCUAGCGAAGCCGUGGACGGUGUUCCGCGAUGUCCACCGACGCCUAAAUUUCCCAUUUUAUCAGCAUCAUCAUCGUUGAAUGAUCUAAUUUAUGAACUCACUGAAGAUAGUGAUUAUAUACGUCAUCCGUUGCAAAAGAAUUCGGACCGGAACCGCAUAUUGCGCAAUCGUCAAAAAUCUAAUGACAUCGUUAGUGAAGGGAACGGAGACGGCAAAUCACCCACUAAAGAUAAUACUGACAAAAAGGGUGGACGCAACAGGUAUUCAAUUAAUCCAUAUCAAAUCAAACGACGUCAAGCCUACACCAUACCUCCUCGCCAUUGUCGUAGUUUGGACUACAUCCCAGGCGACAGGGAUGACUAUGCCUCGAAUGCUUCCUCGGCCUGCGGUAGCCCUAGAGCCAGGCACGCCUACUUAAUGCCGCUUAUUUUUGGUAAAACGCCGAUGACGGCGGAUAACACUAGUGUCUCAUCGCUAGCAAGUAGUAGUGAAAUGUCUAAUUGUGAUGCGGCAGUGAAUUGUGAUUCGGGUUCCGCGGCGUACGAAUCUGAGUAUGAUAAUUAUAGACCAGGUGUUAUGAGUGAUGAUGAUUUUUUUGUCAAUGAAGCUAUCAGUGAUAUUGAUGGUGGUUUAUUAGACGAUAUUGAUAUAGACAACGUAUCAGUUAGUGACUGUUAUAGCUUUGAUAUGCCUUUAGCCGGUUACAAGAAAAAGGUCACCGAAGUUUAAAAAGGGUCUGAGCAUUUUGCUAUAUACUAUGUUAUUAUAGUUUCAAUUGAUAAAACAUAUUUGUGCUAUAAAUAAACUCUUGUUGAAACUGUCGACGUGCACGUGAAAACGGUAAAGGACAAUGAAAAACUCAAAUAUGGUUUAGCAAAAUCACACGCUCUAAUUCAUUUUAUAUGCCAAAUCUGGAAAGGUUUCGCGUUUUCCCUACCUAUGCUAAUAAAUAUAUACAUAGGCUAUUUAUUUGUGAACCCAAUGAAAAAAUUCGCAAUUUCAUUAGUGUUCUGAAUCCUGUCCUUUUCUCCAUAAUGUUGUUAAAUUGUAUUAAGAAGUUAUAGUCCCUAAACGUGUGUACUUUAGAGUAAUGGCGGAAAUAGUUUCUCUCGUACCGACUUUUGUUGUCACAGCUAGCUACGGACUUUCAUAAUAGAUUAUGUUUGGUUGUGUAAUCAAGCCUAAUUCUGUUAAACAUUGUACAUAACAUCACAAUUUGCCUUAUUAUAAAAAUAUUUAUUCAUUUGUCAUGUAAAGUAAAAGUAGAUUUCAUGUAAAACAUUUGUCAGUAUGUAUAUAAUUUUUAAACAAAUGUCUCCAGCGUUGGAAUUUUUAAAAAAUUGCAAUCGUUUGUCUCAAUCUUCGUUAUCCAUUUUAAGAUCUAGAAUUGGCUAAUGUCUUAGUGAACUUUCUGAUUUGUCAAAGGAAUUGUGGGUUUUAAGGUGUGUUCUCUAAUCUAGAGAACCUGCCGAAUUUAGGAGAGCGGAAAGUUUUAGUAAAACUUAGCACUGAAUUUCAAUUUGUCAGCGAUUUCCAUAUAUUGUUUAAAAUACCCUUUCGAAGAGAGUAAGAUUGAAAACGUAUGAUUAAAUAACACAGUAUUAGUGAUUUGAAAGUGAGAAAAAUUUUUCUGUAAGAAUCUAAAAAUCCCCUCAAAAGAGUCUAGUGUUUCUACAGUCGUACAUGUUUCAUGUGUGCUUUCAGAUACAGAGAGAUUGGGAUUUAAACAGACUGCUGCAUCUAAAAUACAUGGAUACACUGUUUCUAAUAUGUAUGGAAAUUUGUUUAUAAGAAAAAAAGUCAAAAAUGUUGAUAAGUUUACUCAUAAUUUUAGUUGCUUCAUGUGUAAUCGCCAAUUUAUUGUUUGACAUCAUUACGGAUAUUGUAUAUAUGUAAAUACGCUAAUUAUAAUAUUGUUUUAUCAAUAUU